GUCUCUCCCGCCAUGUCGACCGCCAACCACCGCCCCAUCGUGUACUUCGUCAUCGCCGGCCUGCUUUGCGCAAGCCUGACCCUCAACGUCUUCACCUACUCGCGCAUCCGGCGCCUCCAAGCUCCCGCGCAAUCGAAUGCCCAUUCCUACUACAGCGUAACUCCAGCAGACAUCGCGCUUGCCGCCACCGUCCCCCAACUCCCCCUCACCGUCCAGCCCGCGACACUGAAGUUUGUCUUCGGGGAGCACUACAACAUCACCAAGCCGGAAGAAUGGGCCUCGCUGAUACCACCACACGACGGGCGGGUCAGGCUCGGCGAGGGCGCGGAGUUUGGGGUAGGGAUGUACCAGGACAUGCGCUGUCUCGACGUUAUCCGCGCUGCCUUUGUCAGAAUGCGCGAUACGGGGUCAACGGAGCGGGACGAGCGGGCAGAGGCGUGUUUUGGGCACAUCCGCCAGGCGAUUGCGUGCACGGCCGACAUCACACUCGAGCCCGCCAAAGUCAAGUGCAGCAAAGACGAGGAAACGGGGAAGGUGGUUUGUCCGGUCAUCUCGGCGGUAGCGACAGGGAAUAGGGUAGACCACCGCUGUCGAGAUUGGAACCAAGUACGCGCGUUUGUCGAGGAGAACCAGAAGUCUUGGGUGUAG
Molecule: messenger RNA, 648 nt
Organism: Mycena indigotica
Lineage: Eukaryota; Fungi; Basidiomycota; Agaricomycetes; Agaricales; Mycenaceae
Exons: 2
Coding region: 13-648 (211 amino acids)
Biological process (GO): mycotoxin biosynthetic process
Source: RefSeq, a predicted model, not a curated record